AUGUCGAAAGAAGAACAACAACAACAACAACAACAACAACUGAACGAGCAAGUUAUUGAAGAGGAUGGUGGUGCUCAGUUCCAAUCGUAUUUAAACAACGACGGUAUUGAUGACUUGACCCCACAAUCAAGAAAGCAUAGGGUUUCUUCACUUUCAUUAUCGGAUUUAAACAACUGGCAAAACGGGUUGACAAAAUUGUCAUCGUCAUCGUCAUUAAACAAGAAUGCAAGCAAUAGUAACUUGAAGAAAUCAUCUUCUGCCAAUUUGAAAAAAGUUGAUUCGUUGGCCAAAUUGUCCAGAAACGCAUCCAUCAUCAAGAGAAAUAAGAAGGAUGUGGUUGAUCACGAAAGAGUUGCGUCGUAUGCAUUUUGUUUCGAUAUUGAUGGGGUUAUAUUAAGAGGGCCCAACACUAUUCCUCAAGCUGUUGAAGCCAUGAAGUUGUUGAAUGGUGAAAACAAGUACAAUAUCAAAGUCCCCUCAAUCUUUGUCACCAAUGGAGGUGGUAAACCCGAAAAGCAAAGAGCUGACGAUUUGAGCAAAAGAUUGAACUGCACUAUUACCCCAGACCAAAUUAUCCAAGGACACACACCAAUGAAGGAUCUAGUUGGUGUUUAUGAAAAUGUUCUUGUUGUAGGUGGUGUUGGUAACGUUUGUCGUAAUGUUGCCGAAUCAUAUGGAUUCAAAAAUGUGUACACCCCAUUGGACAUCUUGAAAUGGAACCCAGCUGUGUCUCCUUACCAUGAUUUGACCGAGGAGGAGAAGAUUUGUACCAGAGAUGUCGACUUCAGCAAGACUCCAAUCGAUGCCAUCUUGGUGUUUGCCGAUUCGAGAAACUGGGCCGCUGAUCAACAAAUCAUCUUGGAGUUGUUGUUAUCGAAAAAGGGAGUUAUGGGUACGCAGUCUACUACAUUUGACGAAGGUCCACAGAUUUAUUUCGCUCAUUCUGAUUUCAUCUGGGCUACAAAUUAUAAAUUGUCGAGAUAUGGUAUGGGUGCGUUACAAGUUUCCAUUGCUGCUUUGUACCGUGAACACACUGGCAAAGAAUUGAAGGUGAAUAGAUUUGGUAAGCCACAAGUUGGAACUUUUAAGUUUGCCAAUAAAGUAUUGAGUCAUUGGAGACAAGGUGUAUUGGAUGAGCAUUUGAAAAAAUUGAGUAUAAAUGAUCCCAAUGCCAAAGAUGCCGAUAUUUUGAUCAAUGAAGAUGGUGAAGAAAUCAUCAAUCAAGAGAAGUUGGAAAGUUACAACUUUUCUGACUCCGAAGAUGAAGAUGAAGAUGAAGAUGCAUUGGAUGCAGAAGAGAAGGAAAGAGAAGUCAAUAUCGGCGUUUCGAAAAAACAAGCACACAAAGACUACAACGCAGCCAAGAAGAAUCUUGCCAAGUUGGCCGAAGUUGGCAAACCCGACCAAAUCACAUUGCAAUUGCCACCAGCAUCCACGGUUUACUUUGUUGGAGAUACUCCUGAGUCCGAUAUCAGAUUUGCCAAUUCUCACGACGUCUCGUGGUUUUCCAUCUUGGUCAAGACUGGUGUUUAUCAAGAAGGUACCGAACCUAAAUACAAACCAAAACAUUUAUGUAAUGAUGUGUUGGAAGCAGUUCAAUUUGCAAUUGAAAGAGAACACGAAAAGGAGUUGGCUGAAUGGAAUGAAACUGCCGACGAUGUUGAUGAUUCUACUUCUUCUUCUGCUGCCGCUGCUUCUGCUAAUGACAAGGGAUCAAGGUUGAAUUUUGCUGAUUUGGUCAUGACUCCUAGUGAAAAGAAACAAAAGGAGGAAACUAAGAAAGAGACUGAUGUUAAAGGGUUGAAGAGAGCUGAUGAUGCUCCUGAGGCUGUUGAAGUGCCUGUUGGAUUGGCUGAACAGUUGGAGAAGUUGAAGGAUGUUGGUAAGUAG
Molecule: messenger RNA, 1890 nt
Organism: Lodderomyces theae
Lineage: Eukaryota; Fungi; Ascomycota; Pichiomycetes; Serinales; Debaryomycetaceae
Exons: 1
Coding region: 1-1890 (629 amino acids)
Biological process (GO): glycerophospholipid biosynthetic process
Cellular component (GO): mitochondrion
Source: RefSeq, a predicted model, not a curated record